Laetiporus sulphureus 93-53 is the source of this 1866-nucleotide messenger RNA. RefSeq lists its product as uncharacterized. The coding region runs from base 1 to 1866 and encodes 621 amino acids. Gene Ontology annotation, biological process: mRNA processing. The transcript is spliced from 8 exons. NCBI's taxonomy places the organism in Eukaryota, Fungi, Basidiomycota, Agaricomycetes, Polyporales, Laetiporaceae. Gene Ontology annotation, cellular component: spliceosomal complex. Gene Ontology annotation, molecular function: mRNA binding. The record is from RefSeq and is a predicted model, not a curated record.
AUGCCAAAUCGGUUAGGACUUGGUCUUCGUCCACCUAUGCCUUCAUAUGGCCAGGGUCCCUCAAUCUCGGCUCUUGCACAGCAGCAGCACAUGCUUCAUCAUCAACAAUUUAUACCGCCUCAGCCGAGAUCCACUACAUUGUUCAUUGGGUCGAUAUCGGGUGGAAUCACCGAUGCGUUCUUGAACCAAUUGUUGAUGGCAUGUGGCCCGAUUUCGUCGUUCAAGCGUCUGAUCACACCGGCGAAUAAGCCUCAAGGAUUCGGAUUCGCGGAAUUCCAGGAUCCUGAUGGUGCGUUGCGAGCUAUGGCGUUGCUCAAUGGUGUAGAGUUACCUGCAUUGGAAGACGGAUGCAUGAACAAGAAGCUGCUGGUGAAGGCCGAUGAGAAGACGAGAAUGUUUCUGGAUGCCUACCAGGCGCAAAAGAUGACUACAAAUGCGGAUGAAGAGAGGUUGUGCCACGCGAAGGCAAAAGUUGAUGAGCUCCUUGCUGACAUCAACAAACAGUCGCAGGAGGCAGCUAGCCAGGGUCUUAUUGACAAGGAAAAGUACAUUAUACCUCCUCACUUGCAUGAUCUGCAAGAGGCCGAUCUCCCUGAAACGCAGCGCGGUCUCGUCAUGACCGAGAUUGCACAGUUCCGUGAGCGAGCAGCGAAAAGGGAACGCGAGAAGAUGCGCGACGUGCGCGAGGCCGUGCCAAAUGUGCUGGGCGCUCCGAGUGGCCCAAAGCAGCGAGAGUGGGGGAAGCCACAGCUGACAGGGCAAGAAUCUCCUUCACCUUUGGGCGCUUCCAAAGCUACACAAGGAUACGGCAAGGGCGCUCAGGGGUAUAACAAGCCUGUGGGAUUUGUGAAGGCUGAGUCGGAGAUGGGGUCCCCGGGUCCAGAGAGUAGGGGUUCCAGCAGGAUUGGGAAGACGGAUGAGGAGCUUGAGACAGAGCGCAGAGAGGCACGGCGGAAGGACGAAGAGAAUUCUUUCAGAGAUCGUGAACGGCGAUACGAGCCCCGAGAACGUGCUCGUAUCCAGGCCUUGGAACGUGCAAUCCUCCGAGAUCGAGCCACCAAAGAGGCAGAGGAGCGUGAUCGCGUGGAGAUGCGAUCGCGCCUGGCAAUUUGGGAUGACGACGAGAGUGAUGAACUGUUCUACACGGAUAGGCCUCGGUGGCGUAGCCUGCGUGCACGAAGGCUAACUGCAGAGCAGGAGGCUGAUGACGAGUCGCGUGUCUAUGAAGAGAAGGAGGCAGAGAACCUGCGUCGCGAGUCCGAGGCAUUCCUCGCUCGCCAGAUGGACGAGAUGCAGGCACUUCAGGAAGAGCAGCGGAAGGCCGGCAUGUUACUUGAUGAUGGAGCUCCUGUUAAGCUCAACGUUUCACUUACUGUCGCCACCGUGCCCAAGAUAGAGGCUCCUACAGAGAAGAAGGCUAUUGAAUUUGGGCAGGAGGAAGAGGAGGAAGAGGGUAUACGCAAGAGGAAGGUGUCUUUCCCAAAACUCGACUUGGCUGAAGGCGGUGAGAAGGCCAAAGAGCGGCUAAAAAUGAUCAGAGAGUCUGUGCCGCGCGAUAAGGAGACGCUAUUCAAGUCAAAGGUCCGUUGGGAUGGUUUGACUGACACUAUGAUUGAUCGCAAACUGGAACCGCUCGUAAAGCGACAGAUGACCAAGUAUCUGGGCGAGCUCGAAGAUGAUGAUGUGGUGAUGUUCGUCCUUGAGCACUUGAAAGACCACAAAGGCCCACAGAAGCUCGUGGAGGGGCUUGAGCCGGUUCUGGAGGAAGAAGCGGUUGAGUUCACCGUUAGCAUUUGGAGACAAAUCAUCUUCGAGAGCAUGGCGUACGGCGAAGGCCUCCACACGGAGCGAAUGCUAGUCGACUAA